Molecule: messenger RNA, 1136 nt
Organism: Helicoverpa zea (corn earworm)
Lineage: Eukaryota; Metazoa; Arthropoda; Insecta; Lepidoptera; Noctuidae
Gene: sta
Product: 40S ribosomal protein SA
Exons: 7
Coding region: 181-1098 (305 amino acids)
Biological process (GO): cytoplasmic translation; ribosomal small subunit assembly
Cellular component (GO): 90S preribosome; ribosome; cytosolic small ribosomal subunit
Molecular function (GO): structural constituent of ribosome
Source: RefSeq, a predicted model, not a curated record
AACUCUACAGUGUCGUGGCUGGUAGAAAGAAGCAGCAAUAACCAUGAAGUUAUGUGUAGGUGCACAAAGCUGUCAAAAUUUGUUGAUUGUACUGACACAAGAAUUUGACAGUUCUUUUAUGUCCAUUUCGCCUCCCAGUGGCAUUAUACGCGUUUAGCCGUAACUCAUUUAAACGCAACGAUGUCGGGAGGAUUAGACAUACUCGCCCUCAACGAGGAGGAUGUCACCAAGAUGCUGGCGGCAACGACCCACCUUGGGUCGGAAAAUGUCAACUUCCAGAUGGAAACGUACGUGUACAAGCGCCGCGCUGAUGGCACCCACGUAAUCAACCUGCGCCGUACUUGGGAGAAGCUGGUGCUGGCUGCCCGCGCGGUUGUCGCUAUCGAGAACCCCGCCGACGUGUUCGUCAUCUCGUCUCGUCCCUUCGGACAGCGCGCUGUGCUCAAGUUCGCCGCACACACCGGAGCUACCCCCAUUGCUGGACGUUUCACUCCUGGUGCCUUCACUAACCAGAUCCAAGCUGCGUUCCGUGAGCCACGUCUCCUGAUCGUGCUGGACCCUGCCCAGGACCACCAGCCCAUUACUGAGGCUUCCUAUGUCAACAUUCCAGUCAUCGCCCUCUGCAACACUGACUCUCCCCUGCGUUUCGUCGACAUUGCUAUCCCAUGCAACACCAAGUCAUCUCACUCCAUCGGUCUGAUGUGGUGGCUCUUGGCCCGCGAGGUGCUGAGAUUGCGUGGCGUUCUCGCCCGCGACCAGCGCUGGGACGUCGUCGUCGACCUGUUCUUCUACCGCGACCCUGAAGAGAGCGAGAAGGAGGAACAGCAGGCCAAGGAGCAAGUUGUUGCUGCCCCACCACCGAAGCCGGAGGUUCCCGCCCCCGUGCACGAGGACUGGAACGAGUCAGUUGAGCCCGUCACCUCAUGGGCUGAAGACGCCGCGCCACCACCGGCCGCGUCCUUCGGAGCUCCCCCAGCGCAAGAAGACUGGGCUGCUCAGGUACAAGAGGAGUGGGGCACCACCGCCGCCCCUCCGGCAGCGGCCCCCGCACCCACCCCCUCGUGGGGAGGCUCUGCCCAGGACUGGAGCGCUUCGUAAACGUUUCGUUUGCUUUGGUUAAUAUAACGUAAAACCAA